AUGACUUAUGUUAUAACCAAAAUUCUUCUGUUUUCUGAUACACACGGACAGGAGCUAACUCCAAGACCCAUAGAUGAAAAGGUCGACGUCGCCAUCCACUGCGGAGAUCUCACCGAAGAGUCUAAGCUAGACGAAUUCAAACCAACACUACGAUAUCUUCAACAGCUGAAAGCAGACUUGAAGUUGGUCAUUGCCGGAAACCAUGACUUCACCCUCGACACCCCAGCCUUUCGCAAACUAAUAAAGAAUGCGAAGCCCCCAUUAGAGCCAGAACUUGUGCAAAAGACCUACGGUGAUUAUGGAGAAGCGAGAAGACUGAUUGAAAGUAUGAAGCCGGACAAUAUAAUAUUUCUCGAUGAAGGCUCAUAUGAAUUCACUCUUCGCAACGGCGCGUUGAUGAGAGUAUAUGCUAGUCCGUUCACUCCAUCGUUGAGUGGUGAUUGGGGGUUCCAGUAUGACCCAAAGGAGGGCCAUGAAUUUACGAUACCGAAAAAUACCGACGUGGUAAUAACCCACGGGCCGCCACUGGGGGUUCUUGACUAUACGUGCUCGCGCAGCAGGGCGGGUUGUCCGGCGUUAUUCCAGGCUGUGGCUCGCGUGAAGCCUCGUCUUCAUUGCUUUGGACAUAUUCACGAAGGCUGGGGAGCUAAGCGAGUAGCUUGGAGGGAAAAGCUUACCCCGAUGCCAUCGCAUUUGACUGAUAUUGAUAAUUCGAAAUCAAGAGUGUUAGGGACUGUUUCACAGCUGAAUAGUGCGCGUAAAAAUUGUGAGUUGUCUUGUUACUUUGCUGACUGCUUUGCGCCUGAACCGGAUCAACAGACUUUGUUUGUUAACGCUGCAAUACAAGGUAUCGAAUCGAAUCAAGUAUCCUGGGUUGUUGAGAUUCCUCUCUCAAAGGUGUGA
This is a messenger RNA of Talaromyces proteolyticus, 903 nucleotides long. Its product is annotated as Metallo-dependent phosphatase-like protein. Lineage: Eukaryota; Fungi; Ascomycota; Eurotiomycetes; Eurotiales; Trichocomaceae. The coding region runs from base 1 to 903 and encodes 300 amino acids. The transcript has a single exon. The record is from RefSeq and is a predicted model, not a curated record. Gene Ontology annotation, molecular function: hydrolase activity.